UGCGUUUGAAAGAUGAGCGGUCGAGAGGACGAGCGGGCAAAGGCGAUUAGGGGGCGGCAAGAGAGAAGAACUCGUCGCGGCUGUGUCGAUCGACAGUAGCUCGAAGGCAGCUCGAGAGAGAGAAUGACUCGUCGCGAGUGUCGUCUCAGCGUCUCGUGGUCAGCCCUUACGCUGGCCCUGGUGCUGGUCCUGUUCGGGCCCUUCAACGCGGCCCUCAACAAGAACGAUCUGUAUCCUUACGCGACGCCUGGAUCCUUCAUCCUGCAGACGGACGUGAACGGGAUGCUCCUCUCCGCGGAGACCAUUCUGAAGACACCCAUCGCGUUCUACGACAAGAUCUUCGACUCCAUAUUCGUGAACGGAAAUGGCGUGCUCUCUUUCGCCAGGGCCAUGCAAAGGUUCUUCAAUAUCGCGUUUCCUCUGGACGAUCCGGUUAUCGCGCCGCUGUACACGCACGUCGACACCAGAGCCUCCGGAAGGGUGUACUACGGCGAAACGGACGCGCCGGAAGUGCUCGCCAGAGCCGGAGGAAUGGUCCGCAGCGCUUUCAGGGACGCCGGGGACUUCGUGCCGACCCACGUGUUCCUCGCCACCUGGGUGGACGUUGGGUACUACAACGGGAAAAGCGACAAGGUGAACACGUAUCAGGUAGCCAUCUCGUCGAACGGCACGCAUUCCUACGUGGAAUUAUUGUACCCGGAAAACGGUAUACAAUGGAUUCAAGGCGAGUCGCACCCCAACGGUCUGCCGGACGCGAAGGCACAGGCAGGAUUAAUGAGCGAAGGAAGAAUAUACACGCUGAGGGGAUCCGGCACGGAUCAGAUCCAGAACGUCGACAAGUGGUCGAACGUGAACCGACCUGGACAGUGGCUGUUCCAAGUCGGACCGAUCUCUGACGAGGAGGACGUGAUCACGCCCGACAACAUCGAAGAUAGCAGCGUAACGAACCAGGUAGCCAACUGCAGGACAGGAGCGACGACAUGCCACAGCAAGGCGACGUGUGUCGACUACGAGGUGGGCUUCUGUUGCCAUUGCAAGCAAGGAUUCUUCGGCAACGGGAAAUCCUGCCAGCCGAACGAUAUACCGUUGCGCGUGAAUGGACGCGUUUCCGGUACCAUCAACGGCGUGGAGUUCCCCCCGAAGGAUCUUCAGUGUUACGUGCAAACGGAGGACGGUAGGACGUACACGGCUCUGUCGAGAGUGCCCGAAGAAAUUGGCGCCAGCUUCCAGUUGCUAGGAAAUUUAGGAGGAGUGAUCGGUUGGCUGUUCGCGAAACCGAUCGGUGAGACGAAAAAUGGCUACGAGAUCACGGGGGGAUUAUUCAAUCACACGACGGAGUUGACGUUCACGUCGACGGGCGAGAAGCUGACGAUACAAAGCAAUUACCUCGGGCUGGACGUCUUCGGGCAACUGAAGAUGGAGGCGAAGAUCAAAGGUACGUUGCCGCAGUUGACGAGGGACACCAGAGUCGUCUACUGCGACUACGACGAACUUUACACCAGAGCGCAAGCCGGUGUGAUCCGCGCACAGAGCGAGAGAACUUGCGAACUGAACGAAGCUGGCACGGAGCGGAAGCUCAGUUUCACACAAGACCAAACGAUCAUUUAUAACGAAUGCCCGUACCUCGCCGUCGAGCCCGAGGACGACACGACCAGAUUGAAGUUCUUCAGGGGUGUUACCACUUACGAAGCGGUCGAAGGAAUUAUACGUUUCGCGGUGAACACGAAAGUUACGCCCCUCAAGGAAGAGGACCCCUGCAUCCAGGGAAGGGAGACCUGCAGCGUUCACAGUUCCUGCAUCGUCGAUGGGGACAGCUUCAAGUGCGUCUGUAAUCCCGGUUAUCAGUAUUUGUACGAGGAAGACGGUAGCGCCGUCUGCGUGGACGUGAACGAAUGCACGGCCGGAAACCACAUGUGCUCGCCGAACGCGCAGUGCAUUAAUCAGGAAGGUAGCCACAUGUGCCAGUGCAGGCACGGAUUCUCCGGAGACGGUCGAACCUGCGAGAAGCUUCCAUCGUGCGAGGAUACGAGAUGCGGCAACUACGAGCAAUGCCUAAUGAUCGAAGGGGUGCCCAAUUGCAUCUGCAUGCCGGGAUUCGAGGAGACCGAGCAGGGUUGCUACCCCAUAUCCGAGCAGGGUUCCUGCAACGUGGAGGAUAACUGCUCUCCCAAUGGUAUCUGCAAUUUCGACGCGGAGAGGCAGAGGCACGUGUGCAUCUGUCUGCCAGGUUUCAUUGGCGACGGCUACACGUGUUACCCGGAUGCGGACGUAACCACAACGGACGAACCGCCGAAACCGCAGUGCGUGGAGGAGAUGUGUUGGUGUCCAAGAGGUUGGGAGUAUCAGAAUAACGAAUGCGUGCAACAGGAAAACGAGAACAAGUCCAUCUCGUACAAUCGCCAUUUAUCGGCACGCCCAAUCCCAGGAUGCUACGAAGACAUCUGCAUAUGUCCCUGGGGAUACGAUCACGACCGUACGGAGGAGAUUUGCGUGCCCCGGCCGGGAUUCAACCACGAAACCAUGGGUCCAUCAGGAGUACACUUAUCGUGCAACGUGGUGAACUGGUGUCACCCCUACGCCCAAUGUAUCUACGUGCCGAGCACCGCGCACUAUGAGUGUCGCUGCAACCCCGGGUACGAAGGUGACGGUAUGGACUGCACAAAGACAGAGGUGUCCUGUUUGGACGUGGACAUUUGCGACCCGAACGCGUCUUGCCAGCAGGACGAGUCGCUGGCCAAGUGCGUGUGCAAUCCAGGAUUCGAGGGAGACGGCACCACCUGCAGCCCAAUCGAUGAAUGCGACAACCAAGCGGACUGUCUGGAGAACGAACAGUGCUCGUACAACAUGGCCACCUCGAGGUUCGAGUGCACGUGCAACCCGGGAUUCAGCAUGGUGGACGGACGUUGCGUGGUGUCCGACUGCUCCACGAAUUCGUCGCAGUGCCACGUGAACGCGCAAUGCGUGUCCAGCAGCGAAGGUGGCUACAAGUGCGUGUGCAUCGAAGGGUACAACGGUGACGGGAUCCGUCAAUGCGUCGAGGACCACAUCGGCUGCAACGUGUUGAAUAAUUGCGGCAGGAACGCGGUCUGCGGUUACAAUCAAACCUCCGCGAAUUUCGCCUGCAUCUGCCAGUCGGGCUUUUACGGCGACGGGUUCACGUGCUUGCCCCAGUCCUCUUGCAGACUGGAUCCAACGAUCUGCUCGCCGAACGCGACGUGCGUGGUGGCCGGGGAGAAUCAAUUCGCUUGCGUAUGCAACGAAGGCUUCACCGGAGAUGGGGCCAACUGCAAAUCUAGGCCGAAACACGAGGCGAACUUCCUGCUGGUGAAUCAAGGAAUGGCCACGCUGAGGAUCCCGUUCGCGCCGACACAGGAGAACUCGGGCGGGCCGAUUUACAUAGACUACAUGCAGAUGGCGAUCGCGAUCGACAUCGACUGUACGAACGGGAAGGCUUACUCGAGCGACAUCACCGGUAAUCGAAUAAUCGAGUUAACGUACAACGGAUCGAUGGCAGAGACGUUCUUGCCGAAACUUAGCAGCCCCGAGGGACUGACGGUCGAUUGGGUCUCGAGAAAUAUUUUCUGGACCGACUCGGGCAAAACGACCGUCGAGGUAGCCAAUCUCGAGACGAAGAAGCGGAAGGUGCUCGUUUCCGACGGACUGGUCAAUCCUAGAGGGAUAGCCGUGCACCCCUAUCGUGGAAAGAUAUUUUGGUCCGACUGGAACCGCGCCUCGCCGAAAUUGGAGUGGGCCAACGAGGAUGGCAGCGGUCGUGCAAUCUUCCUUCAAGGGGAUUACGUGAAGCUACCGAAUUCGUUAAGCAUCGAUUGGACGAUGGAUGAGCUGUGUUGGGCGGACGCAGGGACGUUUACGAUAAGUUGCAUGGAGAUCGAUAGCAGAGAGAUCAACGUGGUCGCGAACCAGCUCACCUAUCCGUUUGGUCUGGCGAUAUCGCAGCAGAAUUAUUACUGGACCGAUUGGAAAACCCACAAAAUCGAAGUCGCCAUGAAGAGCACCGGGGACAGGAAGCCGGCCAUAUCGGUACCACCAGGGGCGAACGGUAAAUUAUACGGAAUAGUCGUCGUUCCUGAGUCGUGCCCGAGAGUGACCAACGCCUGUCAGUUCGAGAACGGAAGGUGUAACAAGGACCAGCUGUGCCUGCCGAAUGGUCAGAGCGGCAGGACGUGCGUGUGCGCGGACGACGCGACGGGACCAUGCACCGACACCCAAUAGCGAUGACAUAAUCGGUCAUCGAGGAUUAAGAAGGCGACACGAGACUCCAUCAGCCGAUCGACACGGAGAAGAGCUCGCGUCGCGUCGGGGUCACCCGUUAGAUUACGUGUAAAUUGUAAUAUUACCGCUACUUUCUAUCAUUAGUUCUUAUCGUCCACGCGUUUUCGAGUAACACGAUCUUUUGUAUCUAAUACCGGGCCCGCGGUGUGAAGCUGGCUGUAUCGUGGUCGCGACCCGG
Molecule: messenger RNA, 4471 nt
Organism: Eufriesea mexicana
Lineage: Eukaryota; Metazoa; Arthropoda; Insecta; Hymenoptera; Apidae
Gene: Ndg
Product: Nidogen
Exons: 21
Coding region: 124-4233 (1369 amino acids)
Biological process (GO): cell-matrix adhesion; canonical Wnt signaling pathway
Cellular component (GO): plasma membrane
Molecular function (GO): calcium ion binding; Wnt-protein binding; Wnt receptor activity
Source: RefSeq, a predicted model, not a curated record